UUUGCUCAUCUCUGCUCGGUGGUCAGAUCAGUAGCUGAUCUGUCAUCCCAGUUUUGUAAUCGAUUGCUGUUGAUUCGGAUCAAUAACAGUUAUCGGAGAAGGAUGAAGCUCCUCUGCGGUGGAUCGAUCCCGUUCCCCCUGCUGCUCAUCUGUCUACCAGUUUGCUUUGCUGCUCAUGGUCGCUACGCUCAGAAGCUGCUGACGGACUUGUUCUCAAACUACACCAAUGCUCUGCGGCCGGUGGAGGACACCGACCACAUCAUCAAUGUCACUCUGCAGAUCACUCUCUCACAGAUCAUCGACAUGGAUGAGCGGAACCAGAUCCUCACCACCUACCUGUGGAUCCGCCAGGUUUGGAUGGAUGCCUUCCUCUCCUGGAAGAAGGAGGACUACGAUGGCCUGGACACCAUCCGCAUCCCCAGCAGCUACGUGUGGAGACCAGACAUUGUCCUGUAUAACAGUGCAGAUGACGAGUUCUCAAGCUCUAUGGAGACCAAUGUGGUUCUCCGUAACGAUGGGCAGGUAAUGUGGGACCAGCCAGCCAUUACCAAAAGCUCCUGCUCCGUGGAUGUGGCCUUCUUCCCCUUUGAUUUGCAGGAGUGUCACCUGACCUUUGGCUCCUGGACUCACAACGGCAACCAGAUGGACUUAUCCAAUGCCUUGGACAGUGCUGACUUGACCGACUUUGUCCCCAAUGUGGAGUGGGAGGUUCUGGGCAUGCCAGCCAAGAAGAAUGUUAUUCUGUAUGGAUGCUGUUCAGAUCCGUAUCCGGACAUCACCUUUACCCUCCACCUGAAGAGACGGGCCUCCUUCUACAUCUUUAAUCUCCUCAUCCCCUGCAUGAUGAUCUCCUUUCUGGCUCCUCUAGGCUUCUACCUGCCGGCUGACUCGGGUGAAAAGGUUUCUCUGGGGGUUACGGUGCUGCUGGCCCUCACCGUGUUUCAGCUGCUCGUGGCUGAGAGCAUGCCGCCCUCCGAGAGCGUCCCAUUGAUCGGGAAGUAUUACAUCGCCACAAUGACCAUGGUCACUGCGUCAACAGCGCUCACUAUCUUCAUCAUGAACAUCCACCACUGUGGUGCUGAGGCUCGUCCGGUCCCUGAGUGGGCCGAGCUCUUCAUCCUGAACUACCUGGCUCGCAUCUGCUUUGUGUACGAGGUGGGAGAGAACUGCCUCAGCGUGACCUCAUCCAAGAAACAGCCUCCGUCCAAGGAGGACGCUGACGCACCUCCAGCCAACGGCAGCAACACCAAAGGAACAAACUGGGAUGUGAACGGGCAGGCGUGGGGGGGCAAGGUGGAGGAGGAAAAGCCAGGGCGGGAUUCUAACAGCCAGGUGGACUGGAAGGAGGAUCUGUUUGUGAACAUUGACCACUCAGAGGAGGAGGGAGCUGCAGGAGGACAUAAAGAAGAGAGGGAGGAGUCAGAUAGUGCCUGUGGAGGAGAAGGAGAGGACGUUGAGGAAAAGAAAGGUGUAGGAGAUGAAGGGGAAGGUGGAGCCAGGGGGCACAGGAGGGAGAUCUUCGUGAGAACCCAGUGUGUGUGCCAGCACCAGGGGCUGUGCAGGAACGUUCAGUACAUUGCCAACUCGUACCAGGACCAGCGAGCCGCACAGCUACGCAUCGGGGAGUGGAGGAAGGUCGCCAAAGUCAUGGAUCGCUUUUUCAUGUGGCUCUUCUUCAUCAUGGUCUUCCUCAUGAGCAUCCUCAUCCUCGGGAAAGCCAUCUAAUCGAGGGGAGGGUUGGUGCACCGAUGAAAUGAUUUGUUGAAUGUUCUUUGAAGAGAAGUCUGUGUUUCAAACCCUCAGCCUAAUUCGUCACAGUUUUUUUAUUUCCAUAACCACUCUUUGCAAAAAGUUUUGAAUCUGCUUCCGUCCACAGCUGUGACUCAGGCUGUAACGGCUGCAACGUUAUCCUUGGGGUAAAUGUUCCUGAUCAAAGUAUGUCAACAAAAUGAGCUUGAUUUUGCUGCUCAGGCUGUAGUGACACAGUGAGGAGACCUGUGAGCAACAUGCCAAAAAAUGCCACAACUUGGCUAGAAUAGACAGAAAAAUAACACGUUGAGGGUGUGUUCCCUUUGUGUUGGCUAUGUUCAUGUUACAAGCAUGACACAUAAAAUAGAGUAACAUUCCUGGUGUGUUUUUCAAAGUAAGAGCCCAUGAAAAACUGCUCUUGUUUUUCCACGUUUCUUUAGUGAAUUAAUUUGUAUAUGAAGCUCUCUCUUCGAUUCUCUACUGUUAAAUAUCCAUUUUGUUCUCUGCCUCUAAAUUUAUGUAACAGAUUACAAAAUAUAUCUCCUUCUAUGGCAAUCUCUCCUUCUCUUUGUCGCCCACUUUUAGUCCUCAUCUCACUGACUCUCUCUGUGCAUUAGGACCCAUUAGUUAAAGCUUAUCCCCUUCUGUUUUGGUAGUAAAUUUUUGGGCUUUAGGUGCCAGCCUCUAAUGGACACUUGUGAAACUGCAGCUUUUUGCAAUUCUGCAAUGGCUUAAUUUUUUAACACCAAAGUUUGACACUUGGAUGUAACAUCUAGCCUUUUCUGUUUUUGAGAAUAAAUAUUCCUAACAUAAAGCUCUAUUUCCUUCGGAUACUUUCUGUAAUGUAGUCAGACAUUGCGAACAGAAAUUGGAAUAAAAACAAGAGAUUUUAGUGGACACACUUUGACUGACACACUUUCUAUAAAAGUGAUCAUUGCCGCCAUUACAGCUUGUUCACUAACUACUGGAGAAAUUAAAAAACCUUUUGCACUUUGUGCCAUUUGAACCGUUAAAUAUCAAAGAAUUUGGCCCAGGUUUGUCACUAUUACAAGACUCAACUUCAAGAUGAACGUAAGAUGAAUGGUGGGAUGGGCUUUAUUUCACUGACUUCCAUCUGUCUGAUGAUCAAAAAGAUAUUUAAUUACACAAAGGAAUGAGCGACCUAGCUGUUGCUGUGUUACAGUUUUAAAAACUAUGAUUGCCACACUUUUUUAUAAGUUUAUUUGUUGUUUACUGUGUGACUGAUCACUUUUUUGACAAUUAAAAAUGCAUGCAGGAGUUUUUUUUAUAAAUCAGUCACAUUGAAAAUAUGUAAUACAUGGGACUGCAACCUACUAUUGUUGUUCUAAUGCAUAAUUUUCUCUUUCAGCAAAGUGUAUAAAGUGUAAAAAUGUAAAAUAUUUCUGUAUAUCCACCUCAAGUAUUCCACCUGAACAACGUAAACUUCUUAUCAACUGUUAAUCAUGAAAGCCAUGAAUGAAGCUGAAUAUUCAUCUGUCAUGAUUUCUUUGUUCCAUUUGUACAAAUAUUAAGUCAAAAGGGGAAAUAAUAAGGGGAUUGGUGCGUCAUUAUGUAGCUUAUGUCAUUACUUAAGAAGGCACAGCAGCCUCUGCUGUUUUAAAAAGGGUAGUGGAAUCCAUCAUUCAUCUCAAUGAUUUGAAUAAUCCCAUACCCUCACUGAUUAGGAAAGGUAACUUGGUUGCACUCGAUUUCUGGGGAAUGCUCCUUUAACCUAAACUGUGUCUUAAACAUUGUAAUUUGAAAAGUUGACAGGAGCAGUAGAGUGGAUCAUCUCUCUGAGGGUUUCUUCUCCUGCAGAGUUUAUCACCAACAUCCAAGAUCUUAAAGAUUCGCUUGUUUACUUGAGUUGAUCUCACUGCAUGACAAAUACUUGCAUUGAACCUGUGCGUAAUAAAACUUAAAGUGUUAUGAUGCUAUAAGUGUGAUCAUCUUGUGACAGCACAGAGAUACUAUAACUCAUAAAUGAAUUAUCAAGUCUGUUCUAGUUUUUAUUCAGAAUGAAUUAAAAUGGAUGAAUCUUAAAUGUUGCUUUGUCAAGGGUUUGGACACAAAUAGACGUUAUCAUUAUUGAAAAAAAAACAUGGGGAAUAUCUUUACUCUGUAAAAUGUUCCUGAAACAUCAACCCUGGUAACAGUUAUUCAGGAAACACUGCCAACAAUGUUUUUAGUAAUGUCAAACUGAAGAUGUAAAAAAAGGAGUGACAGCAAGAUCAUAAAGUGGCCAUCGACAUACCAAAAACUGGGUACGUCAUAUGCUAGAAGUUAUGCAACAUGCUUCGUGGCUAGCGGUAUGUUGCCAGACCCGUGUGCAAGAGUCCUCAGUGGUAUGCUACCAGUAUCCACUGUGCAUUUUGUGUCUUUGCUGACAACUUAAGCACAACACAGGGAUGUAAACCAAGUUUCUUUCACCUGUCUUUCAUGUGUAUCAAAGGUAUGGUUGUUCGGUACCUCUGUUGACAAAAAAGUCCUUAAGCUUUAGCCAGUGGCCGGUCAGGGUUGACCACAUCACAUGCCGCAGUUAUUCCGGAAUACAGCGAGGCCCCUUUAGAUCGAGGGCCGGCUGAAAAAAAGUUGAAUUUAGUGAAACUUUUUUUUUGCUUGAAUCCAGAAUAAAAGCACUGUUACUUGCCUUUUUGGAGUGGUCUUAGUCUUCACAAUGCAAAAACAAGAAAAUGCCAAAUUUAACUCACUACAUGUUGUAUAUCCUGUUUGUUUGGUGUUCAAAACUGAUCAAACGACACAUUUAAACAUGACACACUGCUGAUGCCGUCAUAUUCAUUAAAAGUUUGUUAUUAAAAAA
Notolabrus celidotus (New Zealand spotty) is the source of this 4570-nucleotide messenger RNA. Its product is annotated as neuronal acetylcholine receptor subunit alpha-9-like. NCBI's taxonomy places the organism in Eukaryota, Metazoa, Chordata, Actinopteri, Labriformes, Labridae. Gene Ontology annotation, molecular function: acetylcholine-gated monoatomic cation-selective channel activity; transmembrane signaling receptor activity. The record is from RefSeq and is a predicted model, not a curated record. Gene Ontology annotation, biological process: monoatomic ion transmembrane transport; nervous system process; chemical synaptic transmission. The transcript is spliced from 6 exons. Gene Ontology annotation, cellular component: neuron projection; postsynaptic membrane; synapse. The coding region runs from base 103 to 1725 and encodes 540 amino acids.